UCUUAUCUUGGAUUUUUAGCCCGUCAUAACUUAUAGACAUGAAUAUACCGAUAAAAGGCACAUACAGAGAGACCAGAAAUGUAAAGUGACAAGUGAGAAGACAAAUAAAAAUUACAAAAAAAUAAAAAUAAAUAAAAUAAAAAGAAACAUUCAAUGGGGUAUGCACUAGCAAGUUGUACGUGGGUGUUCUACAUAUGUUCCAAUCAAGCACACACAGACAAAGGCAUGUCUUAAUUUUUAGGUCUUGCUAUAUUAAGACCUUGUAACUGUAAAAUAGUGCUAUCUAGUUCUAUACAUAGCACACAUCAUUUAUUGUUGUUGCAUCAUUCACAAACUCCAUCUUUCAAUCUUGCUGUUAAACCAAACUUCCAUAACCAAUCGUUGCAAAUUCCUUGCCACAUGGAUCUUCAAAGGCAAGAGCCAUGCCCUUCCAUGGUCACUCAAACAGAAAAGGAGGGUCACAAACAACCACAUGACUCAGUUCCUCGUUUUUUACUAGAUCUAAGUCUCUCCACCAAGGACUCAGGUGACGACUCAAAGCCAGAACUCAAUCUCCUCAAUUGUUUCCAUGCAAAUUUCUCUGAAAAUUCCUCCGAAUCUAGCCAUGAAAAUGAACUGGAUCCCAGGGUUUUCUCAUGCAACUACUGCCAAAGAAAGUUCUAUAGUUCUCAGGCACUAGGGGGACACCAGAAUGCACACAAACGUGAAAGAACUUUGGCAAGAAGAGGAUACAAAGCUGGUGCAGCAGAUUUUGGACACACAUACUCCAACAUGCCUUUUCUGCCUUCACAUGGCUUAUACAACAAAGCACUUGGAAUUCAGGUUCAUUCUAUGAUUAACAAACCUUCUUUUCAAACACCCUUUUUUGGGCGGUGCCGUUCCAAUGGAUGUCAGAGGCAGCCUUUGGAUUCACAACCGGCAAUAGGGAAUUUUCGUGUGGGGGCAGAAACUGAGUCAUCCUUGGUUGAUAGUGUUCCAAAGUUAGGCAAGUUUUCAACAAGGUUGGUGACGGAGGGUUUUGGAGGUUACUGCUUUGGUAGCAUUACUCAUUUGAAGUCUAAGCAAGAGAAGUUGCAGAAGCUGGACUUGUCCCUCAAGCUCUAAGUAGUUACUCUCCAACAUGUCAUACCCCAUUACCGCAGUUUAUUUGUGUCUUUUCUCAUUGGCACCUCUUUCCUCUCUCACUUCUUUUGUCCUCAUGUAUCUCUAGAUCCAGCAAGUCAAUGCAUUUUGGCUACUUACCAGAUGUUGUGUUUUGCUUUUAAUGUUGUUUGCUUUAUUUUGUCAUGAAUAAUGAUUCUACAUGGAAUUAUUUCCAUGUUAAAACAUCCAUCAAGCUUUGAAUUGCUUUGUAAUAGCAUGAGUACAUCAAACUAAGAGCCUAUAGAGGUAGGGAAGUUAGGUCCUCACUGCUUUGAUCUGUUCAAUAAUUGAUUAUAAAAUUAUAAAAGUUGAUGGA
Cajanus cajan (pigeon pea) is the source of this 1459-nucleotide messenger RNA. RefSeq names its product zinc finger protein 1. Lineage: Eukaryota; Viridiplantae; Streptophyta; Magnoliopsida; Fabales; Fabaceae. Gene Ontology annotation, biological process: negative regulation of abscisic acid-activated signaling pathway. The record is from RefSeq and is a predicted model, not a curated record.